Falco peregrinus (peregrine falcon) is the source of this 1217-nucleotide messenger RNA. Its product is annotated as tensin-2-like. The record is from RefSeq and is a predicted model, not a curated record. NCBI's taxonomy places the organism in Eukaryota, Metazoa, Chordata, Aves, Falconiformes, Falconidae. Gene Ontology annotation, biological process: peptidyl-tyrosine dephosphorylation. Gene Ontology annotation, molecular function: protein tyrosine phosphatase activity.
GAGGCAGCGGCCGCCACUCUGGGGCCGGGAGCGCCGCGGGGGGGUCCCAGCACCAUGAAGACCCCCCCGGCCCCCACAUGAAGCCCCCCGGCGCCGUCGGGACGCUGCUGCGGGCGCUCGGCCGCCGCGACGGCACCGACACGCCCCGGCAGCCCCCCGCACCCCACAGCUUCCGCGAGAAGGCGUUCCGGCGGGGGGGCGUGUGCACCGCCUGCCGAGAGCCCCUCGGCCCCCAGGGCCUCGUCUGCAGAGUGUGCAAGGUCACCAGCCACAAGAGAUGUGAGGCGAAGGUGACAUCACCGUGCCAGGCUCUGCCCCCCCCCGAGCUGAGGAGGAACACGGCCCCCGCGCGACGCAGUGAGCACCUGGGCUCCACCAAGUCCCUCGGAAGCGCCCGGCAGCGGAACACCCUACCCAGGAGCGUCAGCCUGGAGCAGGUGAUGCAGCGCCAGUUCGAUUUCGACCUGACCUACGUGACCGAGCGCAUCAUCUGCCUCCGCUUCCCGCCCGCGCUGGACGAGCCGCGGCACCGCGCGCACCUGCGCGACGUGGCCCACAUGCUGGCCUCGCGCCACCGACACCAGUACGCGAUCUUCAACCUGUCGGAGAAGCGCCGGGACAUCAUCCGCCUCAACCCCAAGGUGCAGGAUUUCGGGUGGCCGGACCUGCACGCCCCCCCCCUGGACAAGCUCUGCUCCAUCUGUAAGGCCAUGGAGGGGUGGCUGCGGGGAGCACCCCCACACGUCGCGGUGCUGCACUGCAAGGGCAGUAAGGGCAAGACGGGCGUCAUCGUGGCAGCCUACAUGCACUACAGCAAGGUGUCGGCCAGCGCUGACCAGGCGCUGGGCACCCUCACCAUGCGCAAGUUCUGCGAGGAGAAGGUGGCGGCCGCGCUGCAGCCGUCCCAGAGGAGGUACAUCGAGUACUUCAGCGGGCUGCUCUCGGGGAGCAUCCGGAUGAACAGCAGCCCCCUCUUCCUGCACCACGUGCUGCUGCCCCCCCCUCCUCCCCUGCAGCCCCCCCACGAGGCCGCUCCCCCCGCAGGCUGCCAGCCCUUCCUGAAGAUCUACCAGGCCAUGCAGCUCGUCUACACCUCGGGGGUCUACACCCCCGGCCCCCAGAGCCUCUGCGUCACCCUGGAGCCCGCGCUGCUGCUCAAGGGGGGAUGUGAUGGAGGGUACAUGCAGGCAGCACAUGUGCAAGGGGUGCAUGGGUGA